Molecule: messenger RNA, 2293 nt
Organism: Lactuca saligna
Lineage: Eukaryota; Viridiplantae; Streptophyta; Magnoliopsida; Asterales; Asteraceae
Source: the annotation of a GenBank genome assembly
GCAGCAUUUAUUAUAUAUAACAUAUUUAUGCCAAAACAUAACAAAAAUAUGAUAAUAUUUCCUAAAUUGAGUCGAAAGAAGUAAAGUAAAAUCGGCGUUCAUUUGGGUCCGAAGUUGAAACCCGGAUAUCGGCAUGGUAUAAGAAAAAGGAAAUUGAAGGGGUGACGCAUACACAGACCGAAGAGAAAGUCAUCUCCUUCUCUCUUGAUUUCUGCUAAAUUCUCUAUCUACUUUUUCUACACUAAAUUCCUAGAAGAAAAACCUGUUCUGGUCUUCUUUGUUACAUAAUUCUUGUUGACGGGUAAGCAAUCCCCUGAUGCUAUCUAUUUCUUUUCAGAUUCAUACUUUUUCCAAUUCUGAUCGUAUUUCUACUUGGGUUUGAACGGGUCUUAGAUGUUAUCGAUAACGAUCGCAUCAUUUAUCUGGGAUUAUUUCCUUUCGAAUUAUAUUAUUGAUUCCUCGGAGCUUCGAUCCAUUAGGUUUUUGGGUAUUUUAAAAUUUUGUUUAGACUGGUGAAAGACAAAUUAAGAAAUGUCAAAUACUAAUAAUGCAGCAGCAUGUGCUGAAAGGGCAACAAGUGAUAUGCUGAUCGGUCCUGAUUGGGCCAUUAAUAUCGAGCUAUGUGAUCUUAUCAAUAUGGAUCCUGGGCAAACAAAAGAUGCUCUUAAGAUACUAAAGAAGAAGCUCGGGGGUAAAAAUCCAAAAAUACAGCUCCUAGCUCUUUUUGUACUUGAAACUUUGAGCAAAAACUGUGGCGAACAUGUGUUUCAGCAAAUCGUUGAGCGGGAUAUCCUGCAUGAUAUGGUCAAAAUUGUAAAAAAGAAGCCGGAUUUAAAUGUGAGGGAAAAGAUUCUUAUACUGAUAGACACUUGGCAAGAAGCUUUAGGGGGAAGAGGGGGAAGGUAUCCCCAGUAUUAUGAAGCAUACAAUGACUUGAAGUCUGCAGGAGUAGAUUUUCCACCAAAAGAAGAGAACAGUGUCCCACUGUUUACACCACCACAAAGCCACCCUAUUGUGCACCCUACUUCACCCUAUGAGGAAGCAGCCAUUCAGGCAUCCCUUCAGACUGAUGCUGCUGGACUCGGGUUGUCAGAAAUUGUGAAUGCAGAAGGAAUAGCAGAUGUGUUGAUGGAUAUGCUUAAUGCUUUGGAUCCUAAGAAUCGUGAGGGGGUCAAACAAGAACUGAUUGUUGACCUUGUUGACCAAUGUCGCUCUUACCAACAACGUGUUAUGACCCUUGUAAACACUACAUCAGAUGAAGAGCUUCUAGGUAAAGGUUUGGCAUUGAAUGAUACUUUAAUGCGCGUACUUCGUCUCCAUGAUGACAUUGCUCAGGGCGGCCCUACACAGCCUGUUGUCACCAGGACAAGUGAAAGUACGGUUGUACCCUUGGUUAAUGUAACUCACGAGGACGAUGAGUCUGACGAUGAUUUUGGCCAGCUAGCACACCGGUCAUCAAGGGAUACUUUACAGGGAAAUGGCCGGAACCAAAACGCACCACCGCGUGCCGCCCCACUCCUCCCUCCCCCGCCCGCAUCAAGGAGGCCCGUUAGCGGUGAUUCAGGCCUGAUGGUUGACUAUCUUAGCGGUGAUGCUUACAGCAGCUCUGAACGGUCUUCCGUAAACGCAUCGGGCCCCACAGUCCGACCAUCAACAACUCCUCCAAAACCAUCAUCCCUUCCUCUUCCUGAUGACGAUUACAUAAAUCCAACCGCAACCAUGUUCAUUGAUCAACCGUCAUACGAUGAACCUAAGUCCCGGGACCCUUCGCCCGUGCCCGUGGGUCAAUACGGUGCACCGCCCGUGUCCAUCCCACCACCGCCUGCAAAACAGAGCCAGAGACAGCAGUUUUUCAACCAGAACCAGCAUGGGUCACUUUCGAGCAGUGGGUCGGGGUCGGGUUCGUCUUUUGACGGGUUGGUUGGUCAAACACAGAAUCUUUCGGUCAACCCUUCGACACCAGCUAAGAAAGAGAAACCGGAAGAUGCUUUGUUUAAGGAUCUUGUGGAUUUUGCUAAAGCUAAGUCGUCGUCACCUUCGAGUUCUUCGUACCCGAACAGAUCGUUUUGAUUUUUGAAGGGGGUGAAUUGGUAUUUGGUAGUAUAAAAAUUUAAGGACUAGUUUUGAUGUUUUGGUAUUGUGUUUGAUUAGUUGAGGGAUUUGUGUUUUGGGGAAUAAAAUGAAUUUGUGAACUUGUGGGUUGUUAUUAUGUAAUGCCAUUUGACCAUUGUUACUUGAUUUUAUUAUGAGCAUGUAAAUUUGUAUUUUUUGGUUUAUUUAUAAUUGUUGUGUG